AUGACCUGCAACACUCACCACCAGCACCUCCACCUAUGCACCAAACUUGGAAUCUGUCACGUCUUUAUGAAGAUGAUGUCAGAUCAUUAUAUGUCACCACCUUUGUCACCAAAUCCACCUCCCUUCUCACCACACUGCAAGACCUUGUUCAGAAUCCACCAACUAUAUGUCCACCCAUUGAUGCUCUUACUAACUCUUUCGAUACACUCAUUUAUGACUCUCUUAGUAGCUCCAUUGGUUCUCGCCCCCCUCGCCCCUCACAUUGGAAAUCGUUUUGGACCCCUGCAUUGCAAGCUGCAGCCGACCAUAGAGAUAGUUGUUACAAGCAAUGGCAUUGAGCUUGUGACAUUGACAAGAUCAAUUGGUGGAGCUGGCACCAACAUGCACAUAAGGAGUUUCGUCAGCAAGUUCAAACUGCAAAGCAUUUGUCUUGGCAUGCUUUUUGUCACUCAAUGA
Molecule: messenger RNA, 456 nt
Organism: Phycomyces blakesleeanus NRRL 1555(-)
Lineage: Eukaryota; Fungi; Mucoromycota; Mucoromycetes; Mucorales; Phycomycetaceae
Exons: 1
Coding region: 1-456 (151 amino acids)
Source: RefSeq, a predicted model, not a curated record